AUGUUAUCAUUACUUGAAGUGAAAAGCAAAUUCGGCGCCGAAUUCCGUCGGUUUGAACUCGAUCGAAAAAAUCCAAUCAAAUUCGACGAUUUUCAACAUUUAAUUGAAGAACUACAUCAUCUUCAAAGCAUUUCAUUUCACAUCACUUAUCUUGACAAAGAUGGUGAACUUCUUUCUAUCAACAACUAUUCGAUCAUCGAGCACAUUCUACGCGUUACAACAGGUCUACUGAGAAUAUUCAUACAACGAAAAGGUGAAACGUACCAAUAUACAACGGAUUCUUUACGAAAACGGAAGAAAAUUGCCGAUCAGAUCUCGUCACUCAUUCAUCCAUCAUCAGAUAAAACGAAUGCUUCUCCACAACGCAACAUCGAAUUAAAACCCGACUUUCGCCUUGUUUCAUCGAUAAUUGAUGUCGAAAUUUUACCAGUUUCUUAUCGUCGCGUCAAAUUACAUCGAUACACAGAAAGUAAACCAUUAGGUUUCUACAUACGCGACGGCGUCGCAAUUAAAUACGGACCGAACGGUGUGGAGAAUGUUCCCGGUGUUUUCAUUUCACGUCUACUUGCUGGUGGUUUAGCUGAAUCUACAGGCUUACUGUCCGUUGGUGAUGAAAUCAUCGAGGUGAACGGCAUUGAAGUCAGCGGAAAGACGCUGGAUCAAGUAACGGAUAUGAUGGUUGCAAACAGUCAAAACUUAAUCAUUACUGUACGACCGCAAAAUGAUACAUUCAAUUUGAAACGUACGGCAUCAUCAUCAACAAGUCCAAUGUCAUCGGUGAGACAAAAUCCUAAUGAAUCUCAAAUGAGCGAUGAUGAAAUUGGUGAUCAUCAUCAACAAAAGACACCUUCUGUGUUGAAAUUGUGA
Messenger RNA from Adineta ricciae, 867 nucleotides. NCBI's taxonomy places the organism in Eukaryota, Metazoa, Rotifera, Eurotatoria, Adinetida, Adinetidae. The record is from the annotation of a GenBank genome assembly.